AUGAGUUCCCACUUAGAGUUUGAAAAGGUUUUAAGCACUUUUCAGUUGACGAUCUCAUUCCUUCAGUUCUUCUGGACUCGGGGAGCGGAGCUUGACGUGGUGGCUACUUCAUCUCACACACUGGAGAGAUUUUCUCUCCUUCUCUCUUUGAUUUUCCCCAUUACCAACUUUGCAUCCACUCUCUCGCUUAGCUUUUCCCUUUCUUUUUUUAAACAUCUUCUUCUCUCCUCCUCUCUCAUUUUUUUCGUAUAUACAAUCAACUGCCCCCGAUGUCUCGUCUUUAUAAUUCUCUCUUUUGCCCCCCCUCUCUUUUUAUUUAUUCGCUUUAAUAUAUUUCUAUCUCUACUUCUCUCAGUUCCACGGUCACACACUGGACCGCUUUCUAUCACACGCCUUUCUUUUUCGUUUUCUUUAGUUUUCUUCUCUUUCCAUAAUUCGGUGUUUUUUUUUCUAUCUUUCUUCCUUUCUUUCUUUCCUUCUUUCUUUCUUUCCUUCUUUCUUUCUUUCUCUCUAUCACUCUGUUCAUAUUUAUUUAUGCAUCUACCUGUGUACAUAUGUAUCAGAGUCUGUCCAAAUCUAUCUAUCUAUCUAUCUAUCUAUCUAUCUAUCUGUCUGUCUAUUCUUUCUUUUAAUAAUACUAACAAGGAUUUUUUUUUAAAUUUCCAAUUAAAUUUUGUUAUAUGCUUGAAAAUCUCUCUCUCUCUCUCUCUCUCUCUCCCCUCUAAUAUCUAUCUAUCUAUCUAUCUAUCUAUCUAUCUAUCUAUCUAUCUAUCUAUCUCAAGCUAUCUCUCUUCACUUCGUAAGCACUUCUGUCAAUAUUUCUGA
Messenger RNA from Acanthosepion pharaonis, 825 nucleotides. Lineage: Eukaryota; Metazoa; Mollusca; Cephalopoda; Sepiida; Sepiidae. The record is from the annotation of a GenBank genome assembly.